Acanthamoeba castellanii str. Neff is the source of this 339-nucleotide messenger RNA. RefSeq names its product 60S ribosomal protein, putative. Lineage: Eukaryota; Discosea; Longamoebia; Acanthamoebidae. Gene Ontology annotation, cellular component: cytosolic large ribosomal subunit. Gene Ontology annotation, molecular function: RNA binding; structural constituent of ribosome. The record is from RefSeq and is a predicted model, not a curated record. The coding region runs from base 1 to 339 and encodes 112 amino acids. The transcript is spliced from 3 exons.
AUGGUGUCCACUAAGAAGCAGAAAAAGGCCCAGGAGAGCAUCAACUCUCGCCUUGCCCUCGUCAUGAAGUCCGGCAAGUACACCCUCGGCUACAAGUCGACCCUGAAGUCGCUCCGCCAGGGUAAGGCCAAGCUCAUCAUCAUCUCAACCAACUGCCCUCCCCUGAGGAAGUCCGAGAUUGAGUACUACGCCAUGCUUGCCAAGACUGGUGUCCACCACUACACCGGCAACAACAUCGAUCUUGGUACUGCCUGCGGUAAGUACUUCCGCGUGUCCUCGCUCAGCAUCACCGACCCUGGUGAUUCGGACAUCAUCCGUCAGCUGCCUGGCAACCAGUAA